Molecule: messenger RNA, 585 nt
Organism: Naegleria lovaniensis
Lineage: Eukaryota; Heterolobosea; Eutetramitea; Acrasida; Naegleriidae
Exons: 2
Coding region: 1-585 (194 amino acids)
Source: RefSeq, a predicted model, not a curated record
AUGCGUUCGUUAAUCCUCGCUGCUGUCUUGGUGUUAUCCUUUGUUGCUUUCGUUUAUGGACACGGAGAGUUCAUUUUACCAAGACCAAGAACCUUCGGAAUCAGUGGUUCAGACACCCAAAAAACAGGUCCAUGUGGUUCCAUUGCCAAGAAGGCACCAACCAUCAAGUACAAGGGUAAUCAAAAGACAAACGUCACUUGGUUUAUUAGGGCCAAUCACGGAGGUAGCAUCACUAUGAAUAUUAUUGACUUUUCAGACAAGUCAACCUCUGUAUUAGUGUCAGGAGUGAGAUCUGCUUCAGGCAAUACCACAGUAUCUGUGACUAUUCCAGACAAGUUCUGUAAUAAUUGUACCUUGCAAUGGGUUUGGAGACCAAACGGUGAAUCUCCUUAUUAUGGUUGUGUGGACAUUAGCAUUGAUGGAGCACCAAUUAAUACCACAAAUAAUAAUAAUGCCAACAACAAUAACAAUAAUAAUAACAAUAAUAAGGCAAACGUUGGAUCUCUCUCAACACUUCCAUCCUAUUAUUCCAUGAUUGUUGGAUGUGUGGUUGUCAUGUUGAUUUCUGUGCUUGUUCAAUUUUAA